AUGGCGCGAACCAGGUCGAAGAUGCGCCAGGGCCGGGCACUAGCAGUCGAUUCCCUAUUCUGGAAUCGUGAAGUCUCUCGCGAGAGACGGGUAGCGUACACAGUAGUCGAUGAGACCAAGUGGGCCAAUACAAUUGCUCCGUUGCCGGAGCAGCUGCCCGACCGCGAUGGCACGCAUGUGGAGUGCUGGCACACCCAACUCCAUAUCGAGUGUCUUGUCGCGGCCAAGCCGAUCCAGACGACCGAAACCCCAAAUGCCGUCCCGCCGCAGACGCAAAUGGGGCUGCCCCUCGCGGUCGAGUCUCGCCUUUCUGCGGCUGCGAGUUGUCGCCGCCAAAAGCCGAACGAAGCUCGCAGCAAAGUAGGACGACGGUCGGUGUUCACCUCGUUCCCUCCGAGUUUCGGUGCUCAGGGCCCGGAGAUGCUUCUUAUCUUUCGGCCGAAACGCGGCGCCGACACCACUUUGCCUGCCCCUCCAUUGUUCCAGCAAGCGGCAAUUCGUGCUAAAUCCACAUCGCCAGUUGACGCUACGCAUUGCUUCUCCCGAUCCAGUAGACUGAUCCCGCGCCUUGCUAGUCCUCAGCUUACAGGAGCAUUAGAAGGUGCACAUGUCCUGUUCUUGGGCUGGAAUGGAAAUUCUUGCCUCUCCCACACCUCAUCCUUCGGUCUUGUCUUCGUUUGUGUGGCGUUUCGUAUCUUCCUCGAGUCGAAUGGCACUCACUCGCAAAGUGGCCAAUCGCUUCACAAUGUCCAUUGUGGACACAUGGUUCGGGCAUUCUCUCGUGCCAGCCAUUCACAAUCUGCACCGAUCUUCAUGAAGAGCUCAUCACUAAGCGUCCUCAGCAUGCUCCGUGUCUGUUAAUUUUUCAAGAAUGACUGACCCCUUUCAUGCGCCUGAACUGCGCAAAAUCGACCACAUGGCCUCUACUCUGCACUCUAGGCCACCUGUUUUCCGCCGACUCCAAAACCGAAACACCAUCAUCUCUAUAUAAUGCAACAACCUGAAGAGCAUUUCUAAACGAUCCUUGCGUAAUGGUAAAAGAGUCUGGUACGAUUAAUGGAACAAA
Bipolaris sorokiniana ND90Pr is the source of this 1066-nucleotide messenger RNA. RefSeq lists its product as uncharacterized. The record is from RefSeq and is a predicted model, not a curated record. The transcript has 2 exons. Lineage: Eukaryota; Fungi; Ascomycota; Dothideomycetes; Pleosporales; Pleosporaceae. The coding region runs from base 1 to 861 and encodes 286 amino acids.